Messenger RNA from Botrytis deweyae, 687 nucleotides. RefSeq lists its product as uncharacterized. Gene Ontology annotation, biological process: positive regulation of transcription by RNA polymerase II. Bases 1 to 687 code for a protein of 228 amino acids. Gene Ontology annotation, molecular function: protein dimerization activity; RNA polymerase II cis-regulatory region sequence-specific DNA binding; DNA-binding transcription factor activity, RNA polymerase II-specific. The transcript has 3 exons. NCBI's taxonomy places the organism in Eukaryota, Fungi, Ascomycota, Leotiomycetes, Helotiales, Sclerotiniaceae. The record is from RefSeq and is a predicted model, not a curated record.
AUGGCCGAUAUCACAGAUCAACACGACCAAAAUUCUCCAACAGCCCUCGAUGAACAUGCUGUCGGCAAUGGAAACCCAAUUGCUGGAUCCGAUGCUCGUGGCAUUAAACGCGCAAGACCUGCCACCGCAGAUGACGACGAUGACGAUGAUGAUAAACCCGGUCGCGAAAGAAGAAAAAUCGAGAUCAAAUUCAUUACAGAUAAAUCGCGUCGCCACAUCACAUUCUCGAAAAGAAAGGCCGGUAUCAUGAAGAAGGCAUACGAAUUGUCAGUCUUAACUGGGACCCAAGUUUUGCUCUUGGUCGUGUCCGAGACUGGUCUUGUAUACACUUUCACAACACCAAAGUUACAACCUUUGGUCACAAAGGCGGAAGGAAAGAAUCUGAUUCAGGCUUGCUUGAAUGCGCCCGAACCUUCUGGAAAUGGUGAGAACGGAGUUGAUGAUGGAAACACUGUCGAAUCACCCGAGGAGCCAACUCCACAACAUUUACCUCCACAACAACAAGGUCGUCCUGGAAUGCCUCAACAGGCACCACAAAUGCAUCAAGGUUAUGGCGUUGGUGUACAAGGGCUAUCGCAGGAACAGCAACAAGCUAUUGCUUAUCAAAAUUAUAUGGCUCAUCAGCAACGAGGAGGCUAUAUGCCUCCACAAGCUGGUAUGCCACAACCGCAAACACAUCAAUCAUAA